AUGUCGUUCUCACGAAAUCGAACCAAUUUCAACCUGCUUGAUGAUGUGGACGACGAGGACAGACUUCCUGGCGAGGACGACAAAAGUGUUUUGUUUCAAACAACAGGAACAACUCUACGUAAUGCACCGCGACUAGUUGGCAGCCAAAUAGUCAACCAAGAUUUAAUCCAAGAACGAAGAAAUAAAGCCCUAGAAGCAUUGUUAGCGGUGCGAGAAGAGGGUGAUAAAACGAAAGGGCUAACACUGCUCAAUAGCCUAACCAGCAGUCCCGUCACAGACAUCAUCCCUGCAAGUGCAGCAUCCCAAGCAGUGGAAGAGUCUGAAGUUCUUCCUCCGGUGGCAAAAGAGGCAUUGGCCGAAGCUGACAACCCAAAUGUAACAAAUCAAGUGCCGGCCAGGGGACGGAGGUGGUUUGGAAAAGCCCAGGCACAACCUACUACUAUGGCCGACUUCAAACGCUUUAUGCCCCUUCAACUUGAGCAUCCUCCGCAUCCAGCUGGAGAUCGCAGUAAUGCAUGGUUUAAGGAUGAAUAUGCCAAUUUGUUUUUAGCGAUAGUCAGGUUUGCUACAGAGUUUUUUGGGUUUCAAGAAUUACAGGAAGGGUUUCACGAACCCUGGGCUAUUAAGAUGCCGGAGGAGUUUUACAGAUACGUGGAACUUGUUGCUGAGCCAGAUGCUGUAGUUGGAGGAUGGGAUGAGAUGUUGCUCGAUACGAGUACAAGAAAAUAUCUCAUUGUUGGUAUUAUUGUAAAGAUAUUAGAGGCCAGGGUUUUUUCGUCAGUUCUAUGGGGAAACACUAAAGAGGGGGAAGAAUUUCUUCAUGGUUUAGAUCGUGCACUUCUCGAUGGUGAAGGCUACAGUCGUCAGGACCUCCGCCACAGAUCUAUUCGCACUCUCUUGGGCGGAGCAUCUCUGACCCCUAAUUUUCACAAGGAUUGCACAAAAUUGACCGCCCAAGUACUACUCCUCUUCAUGCCUCUCUUCAACUACCUCACGCUUCUUCCUGCCGGUCCCGAAACCGUCACCCCCAAAGCUACAGCCCUAUACCAAGCCCUCCACAACAUAUUCUCCAGCGCCGCUUACCUAUCCAUCUGCAUCCGCAUCUCCCCAACCAUAAUCCACACCGUCUCUCUCCUCCCCGGCACCGCCUACAAACCCGACGAACACACGUCCAUUCUCCAAAACUCCUGGACCUUAUCCAAAACCGUCGUUCAAAACAACUGGAACCGAGAUCACGAAGAAUUGGAAAUCGAACGCGCGAAAGCAGAGGGUUAUGUGCUCGGCUACAGGAAUGCAGGCAAGGCACGCCUUGAAUCAAACGCCGGUCUAAGAGCUCUUCGUCGCCUUCAAGAUGUGCAAAAGAAACUGGCAGAUCAUAACCCUCCCGGUUUUACGCACGAGGCAGGGGUCAAAAUUGCAAUCUGGCCCGUCACGAAGAGAUACUGGGCGGGAAAUUCAAAGCCGGGUGGUGAUAUGGAUGGUCAGAGCGUGUUUGACGUCACGACUGCGGGAGCGGUAUUUUACUACAAAGAAAAAGGUAAACCCGUCGAACCACUUCUAGAUUUCGUGGCAGAGAAGAAAAAGAAAGUGGGUGGGAGAUAUAAGGGAGUUAAGGAUCUCUUGGCCGUUUUGGCUCUGUUAUCCCUGGGUGCAUUGCUGGUUCUCUUGUAUGUGGUUGGAUGGGCAGCGUUGGUCGCUUGGCUUACAGGUUUUCUCGCUGCGAUUACGAAGUCCUUGAGAGAGUCGGUAGUGAGGGGAAGAGAAACGGCGGUUAGUGCUUACGAAUACACUGGAUCACCUGGCUCCGACUGGUUCGGGAAAAGAAGAGAACACCCGAUUCCGGAUUAUCAAACAGCAUAUUCAGAUGCAAAGGAAGGUGUCAGAGGAGAGUUUCAAAAAGGUGCUUCGAAGGUGGAGGAUCUAGCUGGUGAUGCAUAUGAAAGAGUAAUAGCCAAAGCUAAAGACGGCGUCAAAGGUGGCUAUGAUGCGUACGCAACCCGGAAAGCACAAGCGGAAGACGUCAUUGAGAAUGCAUCUUCAAAAGCCAAAAGUGCAGGCAGAGUAUACGAGAAAGCGACGGAUAAAGCGAGCGAGAGAGGCGGCCAGAAGUUCCGGCGAGAAAAUCGCAUCGAAAGCUAA
Molecule: messenger RNA, 2139 nt
Organism: Botrytis deweyae
Lineage: Eukaryota; Fungi; Ascomycota; Leotiomycetes; Helotiales; Sclerotiniaceae
Exons: 2
Coding region: 1-2139 (712 amino acids)
Source: RefSeq, a predicted model, not a curated record